Messenger RNA from Stereum hirsutum FP-91666 SS1, 1561 nucleotides. RefSeq lists its product as uncharacterized. Gene Ontology annotation, cellular component: U2-type spliceosomal complex. The record is from RefSeq and is a predicted model, not a curated record. The coding region runs from base 66 to 1433 and encodes 455 amino acids. Gene Ontology annotation, biological process: mRNA splicing, via spliceosome. The transcript has 3 exons. Lineage: Eukaryota; Fungi; Basidiomycota; Agaricomycetes; Russulales; Stereaceae.
UCCUCCUCUUCCGCUCGGAACAACAACAACACUUACUUAGCCCUUAUACCAAGAAGUCAGUCAAGAUGGGUGGUGGAGACUUGAACAUGAAGAAGUCGUGGCACCCGCUCCUACUGAAGAAUCAGGAGCGGGUCUGGCUCGAGGAGAAGAAGGCCCUCGAGGAAAAGAAGAAGCUCGAUCAGCUCCGCAAAGAGAAGGAAGAAGAGCGGCAGCUUCAAGAGCUCCAGCGCCUACAAGAGGAGCAGACAGGAAAGAAACGAGCGGAUAAGCUGGAAUGGAUGUACGCCACUCCUGCGUCGGGGAGCAACCAGAAUCCGAACGAUCUAGAGGAUUACCUCCUUGGAAAAAAGAGGGUUGACAAAAUCUUGAUUGGCAACGAGAACGAGAAGAUUGGUGCCGCACACAAGAACUUCAUCGCUGUCCAGAACGCAAACAACGUUCGAGAUAUUGCCGCCAAGAUUCGCGAGGACCCUCUCUUCGCCAUCAAGCAGCAGGAAGCUGCGGCUCUUGAGGCUCUUAAGUCCAACCCCCUACGUCUCCGCGAGUUGCAGGAACGUAACGGCAUCAAGCCCUCCAAGAAGGAUAAGAAAGAGAAGAAGCGGGAGAAGAAGGAAAAGAAGGAGCAGCGGAGACGAGAGCGAGAGGAUCGCGGUCGUUCACUUUCACCUCGCUCGGACGACGAUCUCCCUGACCGUGACCGCGAUUAUCACCACCACCACUCCUCGCGCGGCUAUGACCGACGCUCGCGUUCUCGCUCCCCCGCCCGUGCCGGCUCUUCUCACGACAGAAGUCGAGAUCGCUCCUACCACGACAACCGUUCUUCGCGUAGAGAUCGCAGUCCUGAGCCACGGUCUUACCGCAGGGACCGAAGCCCUGAUUAUAGCGAUAGGCGGGCUCCCGGUCACUCGGACAGCAGGCAAGGUCGUCCUCCAUGGCCUCGCUCUGACGAAUCCUCCUCCCGGAGUCCACCUGAGCGCGACGCCCGCGACCGGAGCAGAGAACGCGCCAGUGGAAGUCGCAGGUAUGAUGAUGAGCCCCGCAAACGAGACCGCAGUGUCAGUCCCAUGGGUUAUGACCGCUUCAAUGGCAAGCGUGCCCGCGUCAGCCCUCCCCCUCCGCGCACCAUGCCUCCUCCCACCUCGCAAUCCAAGUCAUCCACCUCGAAUCCAUCCAACGCCUCCGAUAAUCGUGCCGCCCGCUUGGCUGCUAUGGCUUCGAACGCAUCGGGCAUGAGCAGCGAGAGGAAAGAGAGGUUGUCAGAGCUGUUGGAGAAGGAGAAGGAGGAACUGGAGAAGGAAGAGAGGCUGAGGGCGAAGUCGAAGGGGAUGGGAGAGUUCUUGAGCCACGAGCAGAAGAAGGUCUUCGGAGGCCAAGGAGGGCUGGAAGAGAGGUUGAGGAGGGGAAGGGCAGGAUUGGUUUCGGAGUCGACUUAAGGUUGGACUUCUUGCUUGGUCUGUGGUUCCUUCGUUUUAUCCAUCUUCUCUGCCUCGUAUGAUGUAUUUUAUGUGAUGACGUUGUUAUACAUGGGUCUUUUGUUAAAGAAAACUAAAUUAUAGAUGAC